Messenger RNA from Amyelois transitella, 888 nucleotides. RefSeq lists its product as uncharacterized. The transcript is spliced from 6 exons. Lineage: Eukaryota; Metazoa; Arthropoda; Insecta; Lepidoptera; Pyralidae. The record is from RefSeq and is a predicted model, not a curated record. The coding region runs from base 1 to 888 and encodes 295 amino acids.
AUGGCACUUGUUGAUGAUCUAGUUUUAGAAGACGAAGAAACUACACCUUUAAUAAGACUUGUGAAACCUAAAAAGAAAACACUAAAUAAAAAUGCUGAUACGAAACACGAUGAUUAUGAACUGGUGAUUCCUAUGAAAUCUAAAGAGAAGAUAAAAGGUGUGAAGGAUAUUGAUUGUAUGAAUUUCGCACAAUAUGCAACAAAUUGUACUACAGGAGCUGCUUUGAUAUACAACUCUGCAAGAGUAACACCACCGUUGCCGUAUAAAAUUCAAGAUUGGUGCAAAUCCAUCCGGCACCUAACCAAUUGUGCUAUAGAAUGGAACACGGAUUGCAAUGAGAGCACUGACAAUUUCUUCAACGAAGAUAGCAUAAAAGGCCACAUGCACGUUUUGGACUACAUCUGUGAUGAUGAGUGGUUUCUUACUCGCUAUCGGGAUAUGGCUAUUUGCAUAGAAGCGGCUUCAGACCAAUGGCAAGAAUGUUAUGCGGCGUUCAAAGUGAUAGUGGAGGAACAGAAGAAUAUAACUCGAGAGUGGACACAUUUCGAAACACACUUUUAUCUUUGCUGUGCCCAAGCGCAGUUUCGGCGGUGCACGCUGGAUUUCAUCUUCAACAUGCCUACUUCUUGUCCGUACGAUCAAGCAGUCACGUUGCAGAAAUUUUCCGUCAUUGUAUCAGAAGGCGAUGUGUUUCAGGAAUGCGACGGGAACGUAAUGUACUCCAACUGCCCCAAUGGUGACCCCACGCCGAACCAGGACCAGCUGAUGAAGGCCCUGAUGGAUGGAGGGGAGUCUCGGACAGUCAAAACUAACUCAGGAACAAAAGCAUGGGAUGUGAUAUAUUUGAUGAGUGCUCUCCAGUUAUUUUUAAUAAACUUUUGUCUUUGA